AUAUAUUGUGGAAUAGAAAAUGUCAAAUACAUAUUUUGUCUUUCUCAUACACAUGUAAGUACUAGUUAUAAGUUUAUAACGUAUUAAAAGUAAUAACAAAGUUAAACAAAGUGUUUUUUUUAUUGACUAGAUUUCAGUAUUUACUCAUGAGUCAUGAUGACUGCAAAAAGGAUACGUAUUAAAAAAGAUCAACAUGUCUCUGCAGAUGAUGUUGACAAGAAAAUGGAUCUCAUCAACUUUCUUGAUAAUGAUUCAUUAGCACAAAUAUUCAUGCUGCUGCCUAUAUAUGAGAGAAUAACUAUGAAUGAAGUUUGUUCCAAAUGGAAAGAGGCCUGUCAACUAGCUUGGUAUGACAUUAAAAAAUACAAGUGUAGUGAUGCAAUUGUUCGUAAUUAUGAAAAAUGUAUUUUAACACAAUCAUACGUAGAAAAAAUAUUAUUCAAUUGUGGUAUUUAUUUAAAAGAAUUGAUUCUUUCAAGAAUGUGUGACUCAAGUAUCAUGCCAAUAAUUGCUGAAUACUGCAAAAAUUUAACAACACUUGAAUUUGUCAAAUUUGGAAAUGAUAAUACUCAUCGCUUCGUUGAAGCAUUUACACAAUUGGACCAAUUAAAAGUCGUUAAAAUACAUAUAUCUGGAGAUAAAUUUCAAUUUCAAAUGCUGAAUAGUCUUCCAAAAAAUAUAAAUGAAAUUCAUUUAUUUUUUAGACCUUAUAGACAGUUUGAAACACCAUCACUUUUUUCUUUGAGAAAAUUUACCAAUCUUCGAAGUUUGACAAUACGUAAUUGUGACAUCACCGGCAUUAUCCAAGAAAUAUCAAAAAAAACAACACUCGUUAAUCUUGAUCUCCAAAAAUGUAAGACUGACGAUGAGAUUUUUACAUUCAAUCAACUUUCAAACUUGGAACAUCUCAACAUUAAGCGCGUAUUCUUCAUGAAUAGUCAAUCGCAAAAUAUGUUAAAUCCAAUCAGUGAUAUUUUCAAUACAUGCAAAAAGCUAAAACAUCUUAAGGCACCAGAUUUUCGUGGUGAUCUAGCUAAAAUUAAAAUGGAAAACUGGGUGAACUUGAGAAACUUGGUAUAUCUAAAUAUCCGCUGGCAAGCUAGUGAUGCAAUAAUCGAAAAAAUCAUCAAGUAUUGCAAUAAUUUAGAAUUCAUAAAUAUUAAUGAAUUAGAUACUGAAUCUAUUAUAAAAUUAACGAAAUUAGAAAAUUUCAAUCAUUUAGAUUUUUGUUCGAAAAAUGAUAUCAAUAAAGAAGUAAUGGUUCCAAUUUUAAAUAAUUGUAAAAAACUUAAACAUCUGGGAAUUUACGGGGGUGGUAGAAGGGAGGCAUCAAUUUUUAAUGAUUUACCAAAACUGCAAUAUAUUGAAAAGUUAAAUUUAAACUUUAUUUACUAUCUUGAAUAUAGUGCUAUGUUUGCUAUUGCUAAAAAUUGUAAGCUCUUGAAAAGUUUGAAUCUUCGAGGGUGUAACAUCACUUCAAGUGCUUAUAUUGCUUUAACGAGAUUGAAACAUUUAAAAGAACUAAGCAUUGAAGCGAAUGAGAAUGUUAAAGACAAUUUUAUUGUCAAAUUAAGAGGAAUAAAAAGUUUAGAUUGUAAUGAUUGCAACAAACUUACUGAUGCUGGUGUCAUUCAAUUCAUAAAAAAUAAUCCAGAUCUUGAAUUUCUUAAUAUCAGGUUUAAUACAAAACUUACAAUUGACACGAUUGUUGCUGCAGAUGAGGUAUCUAAAAAUCGUACAAAUGAUACUUUUUUAUCUAUAGAAUCUGAUAGAGAUCUUGCAGAAGCUUGCAUUAAAUCUCAAUGGUUAAUUUAUCGUUAUUAAUUGAAUUAGAGUAUUUUUUUCCUUAGCAGGUACAUCUUGUUAUUUUUCUACAUUUCUACAA
This is a messenger RNA of Aphidius gifuensis, 1885 nucleotides long. RefSeq lists its product as uncharacterized. The coding region runs from base 154 to 1824 and encodes 556 amino acids. Gene Ontology annotation, cellular component: SCF ubiquitin ligase complex. Lineage: Eukaryota; Metazoa; Arthropoda; Insecta; Hymenoptera; Braconidae. Gene Ontology annotation, biological process: SCF-dependent proteasomal ubiquitin-dependent protein catabolic process. The record is from RefSeq and is a predicted model, not a curated record. The transcript has 4 exons.